AUGUCGAGUAACAGGAACUACGACUUCUUGAUCAAGCUGCUGCUAAUCGGAGACUCGGGCGUGGGCAAGUCAUGCUGUCUGCUGCGGUUUAGCGAGGACUCGUUCACCCCCUCCUUCAUCACGACCAUCGGCAUCGACUUCAAGAUCCGGACAAUCGAACUCGAUGGCAAGCGCGUCAAGCUGCAGAUCUGGGACACAGCCGGCCAGGAGCGCUUCCGGACCAUCACAACAGCAUACUAUCGGGGCGCCAUGGGGAUUCUCCUGGUCUACGACGUAACCGACGAGAGGUCGUUCAACAAUAUCCGUACUUGGUUCGCCAACGUGGAGCAGCAUGCGACAGAAGGCGUCAACAAGAUCCUGAUCGGGAACAAGUGCGACUGGGAAGAGAAGCGGGCGGUAACCACGGAGCAGGGCCAAGAGCUGGCCGACGAGCUUGGGAUUCCGUUCCUCGAGGUCUCGGCCAAGACGAACCAGAACAUUGAGGAGGCAUUCUACAGCCUCGCGGCCGACAUCAAGAAGCGCAUCAUUGACACAUCCAAGAGCGAGCCGGCCCAGGGCGCAUCAGUCAACGUCGGAGAGCAAGGUGCGUCAACAGGCAGCAAGUGCUGCUAA
Lasiosphaeria miniovina is the source of this 612-nucleotide messenger RNA. RefSeq names its product ras family-domain-containing protein. Bases 1 to 612 code for a protein of 203 amino acids. The transcript has 3 exons. Gene Ontology annotation, cellular component: plasma membrane; endosome. The record is from RefSeq and is a predicted model, not a curated record. NCBI's taxonomy places the organism in Eukaryota, Fungi, Ascomycota, Sordariomycetes, Sordariales, Lasiosphaeriaceae. Gene Ontology annotation, molecular function: GTP binding; GTPase activity. Gene Ontology annotation, biological process: regulation of exocytosis; protein localization to plasma membrane; protein secretion.